Coccinella septempunctata (seven-spotted ladybird) is the source of this 1623-nucleotide messenger RNA. RefSeq names its product lipase 3-like. Gene Ontology annotation, biological process: lipid metabolic process. Lineage: Eukaryota; Metazoa; Arthropoda; Insecta; Coleoptera; Coccinellidae. The transcript has 5 exons. Bases 54 to 1469 code for a protein of 471 amino acids. The record is from RefSeq and is a predicted model, not a curated record.
AGACUCAAAUAGUAUCGUUUUGUGUGUAUAUACAAUACAAGUUGUAAGAAAACAUGAAACUGUUGCUCUUGCUCUGUUUGAGCGUACCCAGCUUUUGUUAUGGAUUCAGUAUACCAUUUUUCAACAGCCAGAAAGAUCCAAGCGAUGAAUAUCUUCAUUCGAUGCCCUAUACCAAAGAAGAAAUUCUUGAAGUUAGGAGGAAGCUGAAUCUAUCUUUGGUUAGCGAUCCUGAUGAAUAUCUGAGUGUGCCACAACUAAUUACGAAAUAUGGUUAUCCAGUGGAAGAACAUUUCACUAAGACUUCAGAUGGCUACAUCUUAAGAAUGCACCGUAUCCCUCCUACCAAACCAGGAGUUACACCAAACGGAGAAGUUGUAUUCCUCAUGCACGGACUUCUUAUGUCAUCAGCUGACUGGAUUAUUCUAGGUCCAGAAAAGGCUUUAGCUUACUACCUCGCCGACCAAGGAUUCGAUGUAUGGAUGGGCAACGCUAGGGGAAACACCUAUUCUAGGAACCACACAAGACUAAAGCCCCACAAGAGCAAAUUCUGGAAAUUCUCUUGGCAUGAAAUUGGAACCAAGGACGUACCAGCCAUGAUAGACUACACCUUGAAAGUAACCAAGAAGAAAGCCUUGUUCCACGUAGGCCAUUCCCAGGGCACUACCAGCUUCUAUGUGAUGUGUUCCGAGUUGCCAAAAUACAACAAGAAAAUCAUUGCUCAUGUCAGUUUGGCUCCCAUAGCUUUCAUGAAGCAUGCUUUCAGUCCGAUUGUUAGGUUUGCAUCACAACUGUUGGUUGUUCCAAAGACGCUGCUCAGCAUAUUUGGUAUGAACGAAAUAUUGCCCCAUAGUGCCCUCCUCACCUUUUUGGGAAACCAUUUUUGUGCGGAAGGAGAAAAGACUGAAUUUAUGUGUAGGGAUGUUCUGUUCGCCGUCACUGGUUUUGACCGGGCGGAAUUCAAUGACACCCUCCUUCCAACUUUCCUAGGACACACCCCUGCUGGAUCCUCAGCAAGACAAUUCUACCAUUAUGCACAACUCGUUAAGUCAGGAAAAUUCAGACAAUACGACCAUUUCCCCUUCAAUUCAUUGCACUACGGCCCAUUGCAUCCAAUUAACCCGCCAUCCUACAACUUGAAGAAAGUGAAGGCCCCUGUAUAUCUCUUCUACAGUAACAACGACUGGCUUUCCCAUCCAAAGGAUGUUGACAACCUAUGCUCUAAAUUAGGUAACUGUAAAUCGAAAACUUUAGUGGCAGAGAACAGGUUCAACCACUUGGACUAUGUUCUUGGAAAACACGCUAAGGAAAGAAUAUACACUGAGGUUACUGAACAAGUUCUGGAAAAUUCACUGAAGGAAUGGAGGCUCAGAAAUUCACUCACUGCUGAAGAUGAGGACGAUGUAUUGCUCGAAGACGGUUUCGACGACGACAGUGCUUCGGAUGAAGAGUAUGAAGACCAAGACGAAUAGACGGAGACCAAGAAUGGUAACAUAAAAGUAGAUGUAGUAUAUAGGAAGUUUUCCUAGCAAUCGUACGGUAUUUUUACCGAUAAAGCAUAUAAAAAAAUUGUUUUUUAUUAUUUUGAUACCUAUUGUUAAUACUGAAUAAAAUGAAUUUUCAGAA